AGGGAAGCACUUAACCACAUCCAAAACCAAUAGCAACACAAACAAAAGAAAAUCUACUCUUUAGUUUCAACACUUCAGCUUUAAUAAUCCUAACAACAUGGCAAUGCUCAUCAAGAACAAAAACAUGGCCUUCUCACUGAUCUUGAUGUGUCUCUUUGUGGUGUAUCCAAUGGCUAACGCUCAAAUUAGUGGGCUUCUUGGCGGGGCUACUGUCGUCAAUAUACAAGGGCUUGUUACGUGCUCUACCAAUGGUAGCGUCUCUACCAAUACCACUUCCAUCCCUCCUUUCGCCGGUGUGCCCGUUUUGCUUCAGUGUGCUGGGCAAAAUGUUACAACUACGACUACGGGAGCUAAUGGAGUAUUCUCGUUUCCUUCCAGUACAGUACUUCCGAUCUCGCUUCUUUCCACACUCCUUAACUCCGGUUGUAGGGCCAUUGUCACGGCCCCUCUCUCCACAUGCAACGCAAGCCUCCCUACCAACGGACUCCUCACGGCACCGUUAAAUCUCGCAGGAACCAUCGUUACCGGCGGCAUCAACAUCUUGCAAUUCGUCAAUGGCCUCUUUAGGCUCAUCUAACUGGUUUCAAACCAAGUAUUCCUUCUUGGUUUGGUUACGGUGUGUGUUUCCCUUCUGUUGUUUUAUGUUUUGCGUCAUGGCCAUUAACGUGUAUGCUUACGUAUGCAUGCAUGAAUAAGGUCUAAAUAAGAAUGCGUAUGUCUCUAUCUUCAAAGUAUUGUGGUUGUAACUUCUUGUCCAGGUCUUAAUUUGCAUGCAGUGCAUGCAAUGAAAAAUGAAAUAAAAUAGUUUCCCUUAUAGUCUUA
Brassica rapa (field mustard) is the source of this 822-nucleotide messenger RNA. RefSeq lists its product as uncharacterized. NCBI's taxonomy places the organism in Eukaryota, Viridiplantae, Streptophyta, Magnoliopsida, Brassicales, Brassicaceae. The record is from RefSeq and is a predicted model, not a curated record.